AUGUUGCCGCUGCUGCUCGGGGCGCUGCUGCUGCUGCUGCCGCUGGGCGUGCUGCUCCCGCUGCUGCUGCUGCCGCUGCUGCUGCUGGGCGUGCUGCUGGCGCUGAUGCUGGGGCUGCCGCUGGGCGUGCUGCUGCCGCUGAUGCCGGGGCUGCUGCUGUGGGUGCUUUUGCCGCUGCGGGAGCUGUUGCUGCUGUUGAGGCUGAAGCUGGUGCUGGGGCUGUGGCUGGCCCUGGGGCUGGCCUGGCUGCUGGGCCUGGCGCCCGGGCCUGGGCAGCUCCUGGAGCUGGGGCUGCGGCUGGGCCUGGGGCCCCCAGUUUUGGCUGCGCCGUCGCCGGCUGGCUCACGGCACUGGCGGACGCAGCGGGGCGCCUAG
Molecule: messenger RNA, 375 nt
Organism: Monoraphidium neglectum
Lineage: Eukaryota; Viridiplantae; Chlorophyta; Chlorophyceae; Sphaeropleales; Selenastraceae
Exons: 1
Coding region: 1-375 (124 amino acids)
Source: RefSeq, a predicted model, not a curated record